UUCCUAAUUCUCAUGAUGAAAAUGACGAUAAAACAUUGAAUAAUAUAACUUCCAAAUCAAAUAUAACGGAUAGCUGUCAUGAGGAUGAGAAGUCCACGUUAUUACCAAUCAAAGAAUUAGUGCUUGUGUUCUUAGCAUUGCUUCUUGCCGUAUUUUUAGCAGGACUGGAUCAAAUGAUAAUAGCAACAUGUUUACCAAAUAUUGUAUCAGAAUUUAAUUCAUUAGAUCAAAUAACGUGGAUUGGAACUGCUUAUUUGUUAACUUCAACAACUUCACAACCAAUUUCGGGAAAAGUUUCUGACAUAUUUGGAAG
This is a messenger RNA of Racocetra persica, 313 nucleotides long. The record is from the annotation of a GenBank genome assembly. Lineage: Eukaryota; Fungi; Glomeromycota; Glomeromycetes; Diversisporales; Gigasporaceae.